AGGUCAUGUUUUGUGUUUAGCAGCAGUUGAGGAAGCUGCCAAAGUUAAAGAGCUUACAUCCUCUAAACAAGUCAAUAGACAACACCAGCGGUCAACCCUGAGGAGCUGAGGAUAUUUAGGUAGUUUCGAGUAUUCAGCGUGCAUAGUUUGAGGAUCUGAAACCAGCAGCAGUUAGUUUUAACGAGCUAUAAAAACACCGUAGCGAUGCGAGUGUGUGAGUUUUAGCUGGGAGUUGAACAGACAUGGGCGGGCGAAGAUAAACAAUUAUACCGCUCCGGAGGGGAUCCACCCACUCAUGUAUGGACACAAAGAGGAGCCACCACAGAGGCAGCAGUCAGCGGGGCUCCAAGGAGGAAUAGCAGCCCAAACCAGGACCAGGAGAAGGUCUGCGAGCUCCGGAUCAGACACGAUGGGGGGCACGAUGGGACCGGUUCUGCACUGGCUGCACGAUGUGGCGGCUGUGACUCUCCUCAAAGCCCGGCGCACUUUAUUCCAGGCUGCCAUCCUGUUGUGUGUCCUGGUUCUGCUGCUGUGGGUGUCCAUCUUCCUCUACGGGAGCUUCUAUUACUCCUACAUGCCCACGGUGAGCUUCUCCACCCCUGUGCACUUCUACUACACCUCUGACUGUGAUGCCUCGGAGUCAGCGCUUUGUUCAUUCCCCACGGCCAACAUCUCCUUCAUGAAGAACGACAGGGACCAGGUGAUGGCCUACGGGCAGCCCUAUCGAAUAUCUCUGGACCUGGAGAUGCCAGAGUCUCCGGUGAACGAAAAGCUGGGUAUGUUCAUGGUGAAGAUGUCUCCUUAUUCCAAAGGAGGGAUGACUGUCUCAUCGGUGGGACGCUCUACGAUGCUGCACUACCGCUCCGACCUCCUGCAGACCCUGAGUACUUUUAUGUUCUCUCCUUUCCUUCUGACGGGGAUGAGCGAGCAGAAGCAGCUCAUCGAGGUUGAGCUCUUCACAGACUACAAGACGAAUGCUUAUCAGCCCACUGUCGGUGCAGUCAUCGAGAUCCAGUCCAAACACGUGCAGAUCUACUCCUCUCAGCUCCGUAUCCACGCUUACUUCACCGGUAUAAGAUAUCUUCUGUACAACUUCCCCCUGACGUCUGCAGUGAUCGGCGUGGCCACCAACUUAGCCUUCCUCAGUGCCAUUGUGCUGUUCAGCUACCUGCAGUUCAUAUGGGGCGGUAUCUGGCCUCCAGAUCAAGUUAGAGUCAGGGUGAUGAUGGGAGACAACACCCGCAUCCAGCAGAGGAGAGAGGAGGCUCGGAAGCGCAUGGAGAGGGAAACCUCGCAGAAAGAACUAAGUUCUCCUAAAGUGAUUGGACCUGUGAAUGAGACGUCUGACAGCCCGGAAAAGGACGCAGCGGCAGAGCUGUCGUCAAAGAAGCCUUCGCUGAUCCCAGAUGUCUCUGUGGCGAGGAGACAAACAGCUCCGACGUGUCAGACGGAUGCCAGCUGCCUCAGCCGGGGGAGACGACCCUCCGGCAGAGACCCGGGCCGCGGAUGAGCCGGUGAACCAUGCCACCGCACACAGUUGUAGUACUCGCAGUAUAUGCCGCACAGUGUCCCGUCACUCAUCAGCAGAUAUUGAAUGUGAUUUGGCAGAUGUUGUUUGACUCCAUUAAACCCACAGUUUGAGUUGGCCUGCAAUACAAACAUAAAUACCUGUGUUGUACUUCCUACACUUUACCUCAUUGUAAUUUUGACCUCUGCUCUUCCUGCUUUUUGUCUGCUCAGUGGGAAGCAUGCCCAAAAAGACAACAGCAGUAAUACAGUCUUAUGUUUGUGCCAAUUGAGUUUUAAUGAUGUCUGUAGCAGGAGAUACUACAUUCCAGCUCUGGUGUGUCCAGCUGUGUUGCCCGAUGGGAAUUUAGCCUUAACAUCAACAACCGAACACACUCUUUUAAAGUCAGUUGAACCUGUUCGUGUUUUACUUCUCAGAUGUUGUUUAAAGUGGUGACUCUAGAUCAGUAGAGUUGAUUCUGUUUUUGAAUGUUGAUGCCCCGUACGUGAAACUAAAUUUUAAGGUACCUUUUGAAGUUGAAAUGUCAGUGUUUAACACCCUUUUAGAGAAUACGCUCAAACAAGCCUCGUGAUACUUCUAUCUCAGAGGCGUUCUCAGAGCAAUUCGAUUGGGAAAAUCUGCUUAAAAAACUGUCUUUGUUUUAUUAAAUUCCUAGGAAAAAAAAAAGGGUCCAGCCUGCGGCACAUCGGGAAUUUACAGAGAAGUUGUGUCGGCGUGUAAUUGGUAAUUAAACUGCCGUGGCACAUUUGGUUAAAUGUUUCUACAAAGGUGGCGUUCAUUCAUUCAUUCCAUCAGAUCUUUGUAUCCAGUAUCUGUUACAGUGCAGUUUACACUCUGCACUUUAAUGUUGUACAAAUUGUAUUUAUUGUGUUUUCAUUACAACAAAGCACCAAGAUAUUUUAGAUUUGUCUUUUAAGUAAUAUAAGUUUGACUGUUUAAUUAAACAUGUUUGUAUUUAACAUCAGGCAACAUACAGUUUAAUAAGGAUAAGUGAAGUUACAGUUUGGACACUGAUGCUGGUUGUUGUAGCUAAUAAAGUAAAGGGGGUGCAGGAAUGUUUGGUAUAUAGCUCCAUAUAUUUAAGCUGUACUUCAGGGGGAGUUUAGGGUUUAAGCAAGUUUAUGUAAGGCUGUGUACAAGUUGUGCUGAUGUAGAAUUUUCUACCAAAGAAAUUGUUAAACUCAUAAUGUACUGUACUUAUAAGCUGUCAUAUUAGAUUCUAUCAUGCAGAUGUUUCUUGAGUGUUAUUUAUGCUUUGAACAAAUUAAAUAAAUAUACAGCGGCA
Molecule: messenger RNA, 2813 nt
Organism: Morone saxatilis (striped sea-bass)
Lineage: Eukaryota; Metazoa; Chordata; Actinopteri; Moronidae
Product: seipin-like
Biological process (GO): lipid droplet organization; lipid storage
Cellular component (GO): endoplasmic reticulum membrane
Source: RefSeq, a predicted model, not a curated record